Molecule: messenger RNA, 2019 nt
Organism: Cucumis sativus (cucumber)
Lineage: Eukaryota; Viridiplantae; Streptophyta; Magnoliopsida; Cucurbitales; Cucurbitaceae
Product: probable serine/threonine-protein kinase PIX13
Exons: 6
Coding region: 466-1683 (405 amino acids)
Biological process (GO): protein phosphorylation
Molecular function (GO): protein kinase activity; ATP binding
Source: RefSeq, a predicted model, not a curated record
UUGAAUUGUUGUUAUUAUAAUUAAAAACGAUGAGUUUCAAAAGACCAUAAUUCCAGUCUUCGCCUUCCAAGAUGAGAUGAGAUCAUGAGAUGAUUGAUUUCUAUAUCAUUCCCAAGUAAGAAUAAUUUGUUUGGAACCCAAAAUCUUUUGGAACUGAACCAUAAUAACAGAUUUUACAAGAUUGGAAACUGUUUUUGCUUUUUGAUUUGUUCAAGCAACUCAGAUUUUCCUUUUUGAUUCCUUUGACCCAUAAAUUCAAGCUCCUUUCAUGGAGAUGGAAUCAUGGAAGAGUGCGCAAUCUUAUUUAUGAUAAACGACGUAUAGCGCUUUUUCCUUUUCUUUCUUUUUCCCCAUUGCCCUCAGAUUCACCUUCUUCUUCUUCUUCUUCUUCUUUGAUUUUCUUACGAGAAAAUUCUUCUACUUUUUGCUUCGUUGAUUCAACCCAAUAAAUUAAAGCUGUUGAAUAUGGGAAAUUGCUUGACUUCUUCAGCUCAUCAUUCUAACGCCGUUCCCUGUCAAGCAGUAUUUUCUACUCCAGGAACUUCAGGCAAUUUCAGCGGAAUCGUAGAGUCUUCAGGUACCAAUAGCACCGCCGGUGGAAGUCAAUUUUCAGCGGCGGGGAGCGUAGAUGUGAGUGAGCCCUAUCCGAGUGGGAAAAUCCUUGACCAACCAAACUUGAAGGAAUUCAGUUUCACUGAGCUGAAGCUCAUUACCAAAAAUUUCAGACCUGAAUCCUUGAUCGGUCAGGGAGGUUUUGGGAAGGUGUAUAAAGGCUGGGUAGAUGACAAGACGCUGGCUCCUUCGAAGAGCAAUUCUGGUAUGGUGGUCGCCAUUAAGAAAUUAAACGCAGAAAGUGUUCAAGGUUUUCAAGAGUGGCAGGCAGAAGUCAACUUUUUAGGACGGCUGAAUCAUCCAAAUCUUGUCAAAUUAUUGGGUUUCUGUUGGGAAGAUGAUGAAUUGCUCCUUGUGUAUGAAUUUAUGCCCAGGGGGAGCUUGGAAAACCAUCUCUUUGGAAGACGUUCUUCCAUUGAACCUCUUUCUUGGGAAAGAAGGCUCAAGAUCGCUAUUGGAGCAGCUAGAGGCUUGGCUUUCUUGCAUUCCUCAGAAAAAGAAGUUAUAUACAGAGAUUUUAAAGCAUCAAAUAUACUUCUAGAUUUGAAUUAUAAUUCGAAAAUCUCGGAUUUUGGUUUGGCAAGAUUGGGGCCUACAGGUGAAGAAUCACAUGUAACAACAAGAAUUAUGGGCACAUACGGUUACGUUGCCCCAGAAUACGUUAGUACAGGUCAUCUAUAUGUUAAGAGCGACGUUUAUGGGUUCGGUGUGGUACUGCUUGAAAUCAUGACUGGCUUGCGAGCACAUGAUAUGAAUAGGACCAGCGAUCAGCGCAAUCUGGUCGAUUGGGCUAAGCCAUUCUUGAUGAAGAAAAAAAGGAUAAAAAAUUUAAUGGAUGCAAGAAUAGAAGGUCAAUAUUCAUCGAAAGCAGUUACGCUGGUGGGUGAUCUUACUCUAAAAUGCCUGGAAACAGAUCCUCGAAAACGGCCCUCAAUGCAAGAAGUUCUAGAGGAAUUGGAACAUAUCGAAGAAUUGAAGGAGAAACGGAAAGAGUCCAAGAGUAGCAACUCGCAGUCUAAACAACCUCUUCAUCAAAGACAGCCAAACAAUUCAUCAGCAAAAAGGCAGUAGAGAUAAAUAAGGCCAAAACCAAAAGGCGAGACGUUCAAUUCAACCUCCAGAUUUUUUUAAAAGACCAUUUUAACAUUGUAUGCAUUUCUGAUUUUGAUAGAAAUACUCAAUAUUUUUAGUAUUUUUUGCUCAUCAUUGGUUGCCUUGUUUAGGAAUGGCAGGAGAGGGGAUGUAGAAAUAUAUUUGAUUGUAUGUAUGUAUGUAUGUAUUAUUUGUCAAAUGUUUUAGGUUCAUAGAAGAAAAAACAGUUGUCUGGAAUGUGGAUUUCCUCCAAAUUUCUCUUUCUUUCUAAUAGUUAACAUUGCUAUAUUUAUUGAAUAUUGACUGUUUUGUUUA